Molecule: messenger RNA, 5614 nt
Organism: Haplochromis burtoni (Burton's mouthbrooder)
Lineage: Eukaryota; Metazoa; Chordata; Actinopteri; Cichliformes; Cichlidae
Gene: sec31a
Product: SEC31 homolog A, COPII coat complex component
Exons: 28
Coding region: 230-4336 (1368 amino acids)
Biological process (GO): endoplasmic reticulum to Golgi vesicle-mediated transport; intracellular protein transport; COPII-coated vesicle cargo loading
Cellular component (GO): endoplasmic reticulum exit site; COPII vesicle coat
Molecular function (GO): structural molecule activity; protein binding
Source: RefSeq, a predicted model, not a curated record
GUGGCAGGAGGAGGCUGUUGCUUAGUGCCACGUUGAUGGAGACCAGUGGGGACGUGGAAAUCUGUCUCGAGUCCGCAGCCGGGACCCGGUAGCCUCUUCUUCUGUUUCUACAGCUGUAAAUCCCUGAGCAGAAUCGAAAGGGGAACCUGUACGGGCGGAGACAGUUAGUGUUUGCCUACUGUUUUUUUUAAUGUGUGCGUUCAUGUGAAAAGAAGAGAAGAAGAGAAGGAUGAAACUUAAAGUGAUCAACCGCACAGCCAUCCAGAGCUGGAGUCCUGCACAGCACCACCCCAUCUACCUGGCAACAGGAACAUCAGCUCAGCAGCUGGAUGCCUCCUUCAGUACCAAUGCCUCCUUGGAGUUUUUUGAGCUGGAUUUGGCUGAGCCAUCUCUGGAUAUGAAAUCAUGUGGCAGCCUUUCCUCCAGUCACAGAUACCACAAGUUGGUGUGGGGUCCAUAUGGUAUGGACUCCCAGGGUCAUCCCUCUGGUGUUCUCAUCGCAGGUGGGGAGAAUGGCAAUGUUAUCCUGUACGACACUGCAAAGAUAAUGAGCGGAGAGAGCGACGCCAUCAUCGUUGAGAGCGACAAGCAUACAGGGCCAGUGAGAGCUCUGGAUGUCAACCCUUUCCAAUCAAACCUUGUUGCAUCAGGUGGAAAUGAGUCUGAAAUCUAUAUCUGGGACAUGAAUAACUUUGGCUCUCCAAUGACACCAGGACCUAAAACACAACCAAUGGAAGACAUCAGCUGUGUGGCUUGGAACAAACAGGUCCAACACAUCUUGGCCUCAGCCAGCCCGGGGGGUCGAGCUUCAGUGUGGGACCUCCGCAAAAAUGACCUCAUUAUCAAAGUUAGCGACCACAGCAACAGAAUGCAUUGUUCUGGCUUGGCUUGGAACCCAGAGGUGGCCACUCAGCUGGUCUUGGCUUCGGAGGACGACAGGAUGCCCGUCAUCCAGAUGUGGGACUUACGAUUUGCUACCUCUCCUCUCAAGAUUCUAGAGCAUCACUCAAGGGGUAUCCUGGCCAUUGCCUGGAGCUUAGCAGAUCCUGAGCUGCUUCUGAGCUGUGGGAAGGAUAGCAGGAUUUUGUGCUGGAAUCCAAACACAGCAGAGGUUCUGUACGAGUUGCCCACCAGCAGCCAGUGGUGUUUUGACAUCCAGUGGUGUCCCAGAAACCCCGCUGUGUUGUCAGCCGCGGGCUUCGACGGACACAUCGACAUCUACUCCAUCAUGGGAGGGAGCAGCCAGGCACAGAGCCAGAGGCACGCUGACCAGAUUAGCAACUCGUUUGGGAACAUGGAUCCAUUUGGGACAGGGCAAACAUUGCCUCCCCUGCAGCUGCCUCAGACUCCAGCUACUCCAGCUGCAGUCAACCCCCUGAAGAAGCCACCCAAGUGGAUUCGCCGACCUGUGGGAGCCUCGUUUGCAUUUGGUGGGAAGCUGAUAUCUUUGGAGAAUACAAAACCAAACCCCCAGCAGCCUCAGCAGCCCACUUCUCACGUUGUGCACAUGAGCCAGGUUGUUACAGAAACAGCUUUUCUGAAGCGCUCCGACCAGCUGCAGGCCACUCUGAGUUCAGGUAACUUCGUGGACUUCUGCCAGGAAAAGAUCGACGUGGCUGAAAAUGAGUUUGAAAAAACUGUUUGGUCUUUCCUUAAGGUUAAUUUUGAAAGUGACAUCCGUAGCAAGUACCUGGAACUUCUGGGGUACAACAAAGAGGAGCUGGCUUUAAAGAUUUCAGCAGCACUAGAGGAGCAGUCUGCCAAUCCCCUGAAGGUGGAUGUGCCCGCUCCAGCCACGCUGCAGCCAUUAGCAGACCUCAGCUUCAUGCCGCCUGCUGACACUCCAGAGGCAGCAUUUGACAUGAUUGCUGCUGUAAACCUUCAGCCUGCAGCCAUGCUUGAUCUCAAUUCCACUCCUGAAGCAGAGGAUGAGGAUACAGCAGCACCAGUGGCAGAUCCAGAAGAUGCUCUUCGCAGUGAGCCAUAUGCAAAUUUGGAUCAGGUUCUCCCAGAGUUGGAGGUGGAUGAGAAUGAGAAUGAGGAGGAAGAGGAGGAAGAGAUCCCCUUAGAUCAGGAGAUGACAGCAUCAGUUGAUGAGGAGCCCAUUCCUGCUGAGACAUUAGCCCCUAUUGAGGUCCGAGCUCCAGCUCCAACACCAGCAGGAGGGGUCAAUCUCAGCAUUAGUCAAGAUGUGGAUGGGCUCAUCACACAAGCUCUGCUGACUGGAGACUUUGAGGGCGCUGUGGAGCUUUGUCUCCAUGACAACCGAUUGGCGGACAGCAUCAUAUUGGCCAUUGCUGGAGGGCCAGAACUUUUAGAAAAAACCCAGAAGAAGUAUUUUACAAAAUCACACAGCAAGAUAACCAAGCUGAUCAAUGCAGUGGUAAUGAAAGACUGGCACGACAUCCUGAAGACGUGUGACCUUCAGAACUGGAAGGAGGCUCUGGCAGCCGUCAUGACCUACGCUCAGCCUGAGGAGUUCUCUUCCCUCUGCGACCUUCUUGGGGACAGACUGGAGGCAUCAGAAGAUGCUAACCUACAAUCCCAAGCCUGUUUGUGCUACAUCUGUGCUGGCAAUGUGGAGAAACUUGUCUCUUGCUGGACCAGAGUGCAGAACGGACACUUUCCUCUCUCACUGCAGGACCUGGUGGAGAAAGUGGUGGUGCUGCGGCGUGCAGUAGAGCAGACCCAGCGCUCUGGCCCCGCUGCUAUCGGCAUCCUGCUAGCUGAGAAGAUGAGCCAGUAUGCCAACCUGCUGGCCUCCCAGGGCAGUUUGGCCACUGCCAUCACCUAUCUGCCUGACAACAGCAACCAGGUUGCCAUUCAGCAGCUUCGUGACCGUCUCACUCGGGCUCUUGGGCAGCAGGGGUUGGCUCCUGGAGCUUCAGUGCAAACCCAGAGAGCUCCAUCUCAGCUGCCUGCCCCUCGGGCUCAGCUUCGGCAUCCUUACACCCAGGUCCAUCCCACCAUGGUGCCUCAGCCCACCCCAGCAGCACCAGUGCCCAUGCCUACAUCCGCCUCCGCCCCAGCACAGCCACAGUAUUACCAGCCAAUGAGGGCAGCCUCCACUGUCACCUCCUGGAGUAACCAAACUCCCACAGCCCUCCCCAAUGUCCCUCCUCCUCUUCAAGUAGGCAGCGCCUCUGACCAGAAGGUGGAGCCUUCAAACCCGAUGUACGGGAUUCCAGCCUCAGGCACGGCUGCAGCUCCUCCAGUCUCCUCCCCUCCUGCCUACAUGUAUUCUCAUCAGUACCAGCCUUACCCCCAGGUCAACCAGUACCAGCAUGGAGCUGGUGGCAUGCCUCUCUUUCAGCCUCUUCAGUACUCCUCUGUUCCUCCUCAUCCACCUCCUUCAGUAGAGCCAUCCUCCCCUCCUCAGCCCCCUGGCUUUCUCUCUGAGUACACACAGCCCGUCCAGUCUCAGCCAAUAUCUUCAGUCUAUCCUGGACAGCCUCCCAUCAACCAGUGCCUGUCCUCCUCUCCUCCUUCCCAGCCUCUUUUCUUUCCUAGCUCUUCUUCCUACUCCACUCCUCCGUCCUCUGGAGUUUCUUUCCAGCAUGGCGGGCCAGGAUCUCCUGUGUCGUACAUGCCUCCUCCACCGAGUGGAGUCUCAGGUACAAAGAUAGACAACAAGCUGAUCCCCGCCUCUCAGAGAACAGGGCCUCAGAACGGCUGGAAUGAUCCUCCAGCCCUGACCCGAGCCCCUAAAAAGAAGCAGGUUCCACAGAGCUACAACCCUCCUAUCCCCAUCACUGCUCCCAUAAUGACCCCGCUGGGCACUGACCCUCAGGCACAGCCAAUGUCCUCUGGGGCUCCUUCGGCCAUGAUGCAGGGCCAACCCGGUGUCCAGGUCCCCUACUCAGGCAUGCAGCAGCAGCAGCUCUCCCCUCCACCUAUGAACCCUGCAAUGCCAAAGACCAGCAUGGAGGGUGCACCAGGAGCACCCACUGGAGAUGUGAUCCAGCCUCUGCAGUCCAUCCCUGCUGAGAAGAUCAUGAAGAAACCCAUACCUGACGAGCACCUCGUCCUAAAGACUACAUUCGAGGGGCUGAUCCAGAAAUGCUUGGCUGUAGCUACUGACCCUCAAACUAAGAGGAAGCUUGAUGACGCGAACAAACGUUUGGAGGCACUCUAUGACAAACUCAGAGAGCAGACACUCUCCCCUGCCAUUGUAGGAGGACUGCACAACAUAGCCAGGAGCAUAGAGUCCCGAUCCUACACAGAGGGCCUCAACAUCCACACCCACAUAGUGAGCAACAGCAACUUCAGCGAGACUUCAGCGUUCAUGCCUGUACUCAAGGUGGUGCUGACGCAAGCCAACAAACUCGGUAUCUGAUGAGGCUGAAAGUGCCAGCAGCUCAUUUGAGUGCUGGACCACAGGUGGAGAGAGGCCGGACAUGGGUCGAUCUGAGUAUUAAAAAAUAGUUUAACGGGAAGCUUGUUCAAUGCAAGCAAUGAAGAAUUAUGUAUGAAAAUACUGUUAAAUUCUUCUUUGUGCCAUUCACGUUUCUCAAACAGAAGCCAUGCUGUCAGUUGCACUCAGUGGUGAAAGUAAAUUCUGAGCCAGUUAAGGGGCUACCUAUCGACUGGCUGACAAGCAGACACUAACCAUUUAUUUUUAAAUCAGUCAACAAUUAAUACACAAAUGUGAAAGAUAUGAAUCAGGAAUAAAAAGUGGAUAAAGCAAAAUAAAGAUAAUGAAUUUUAAGGGCAUUCCUGUCUGUUGAUAAUCAGCGAAUCGUGGCAGACUCCUGAUGCAUGCUGUUGGCUCAAAAUUUAUGCAGCUGUAUCGGCCUGUUCAUCUUUAAAGUCUUUGAACUUUUGUGCACUACACUAAUGCAUAUAUACCUUUAAUUCAUAAAUAUAUCUAAAUUUUUCUCAAAACUACAAAGUAACACUUUAGUUGUACAUACAAAUGCAUCAUUACUUGCAUGCAUUUUGCAGUUGACCUGCAAAUAAGAUUGCAGAUAUAAUCACUCAUUUUACCAGAUAGAAGAUGAAUUUGUUAAAAACAUGGCAUUAUAGUGACAGUUAGGGUUAAAGCAAUACUACGUGCCACAUGUAUUUAGAGUAAAAUCAGUGCGUAUCAAAUGCCAGUUAUUUUUAAUGCAUCUACUAUGACUUUUGUUUAAACUUUAAACCCUUUUUUCUGCUUUCACUGACUUACUUUCACCACGAGUGUUACUACAUACAACACAUUGGACCAAGAUACAGUAAGUGUGUGGGAUAUUUCAGUGCAGAGCAGUGUAAUCCCAGGUGUUGAGGACAUUGAUGUUUUACUUCUUUUGUUUGUUUGUUUUUCAGUGUAGUAAUAAAGCUCAGCAGAGUCCAAUGGACCUUUCAAAAACAGGCUGUGCUUUUAUUGAGUUUUUAAGUAUGCAUGCGUAAACAAAUGCUAGCAAUCGCCUUCCCUGGCAUUGGAAUUAAUUAUCUGCUAAUUAAUCAGACCUCAAACGAAACUGGAAGGAGACUUGUACUUGAUUUUCAUUCCAAUUUUGAUGAGGGCUGAAGUCUGAGUGGUCAAGCUCACGUUUAUGUUGUUGAUAAAACGAAAACAAGUCUUUGUUUUUGAUUGACGACAUGCAAUAUUUUCAAUAAAUAGUAUUUAUUUACA